This is a messenger RNA of Parnassius apollo (apollo), 924 nucleotides long. The record is from the annotation of a GenBank genome assembly. Lineage: Eukaryota; Metazoa; Arthropoda; Insecta; Lepidoptera; Papilionidae.
AUGGAGGGUCGACAACGCGUGCAGCAGAACGAUCUGCUGCUACAUGAGGCUGUCAUUAAGAACGAGCCAGCGGCAGUAAGGGAAGCGUUGCAGAGACCAACUGACGUCAAUUGUAGGAAUAACUACGGAAGAGCUCCAAUUCACUGGGCAGCCAGCAGAGGAAAUGUGGAAAUUAUUAAUUUACUCAUCGACGCCAAAUGCGACAUAGAAGCUGUAGACAAGUUUGGAAUGCGUCCUCUGCUGAUGGCAGCUUGGCACGGCCACCUGGAAGCUGUGAAGACGCUCGUACAAGCCGGCGCUUGUCUUGCGGCUACUAAUAAGAAACACAACGAUCUCCUACAAUGCGCCUGCGUCAAAGGUUCAGUGGACGUCGUCGCAUACGCAAUAACUCUUGGAGCGAGCGUACAAGGUACGGACGCUGCUGGGGACACGCCACUGGCGCUGGCUGCGCGAGCUGGACACACAGCUGUUGUAGAGUUGCUACUGGAGAAAGGCGCGUGCAUCGAUGCCAUUAACAAGACUGGACGUACAGCACUACAUGUAGCAUGCGAAGGAGGUCACUCAGACACCGCUGUUCUCCUAGUAUCCAAAGGAGCAUCGCGUGAAGCGAGAGACAACUCUGGUCGCACUCCUCUCCAUAUUGCCGCUGUUCACAGACACACUGAACUCGUACGAACUCUACUCGAGACGGACUGUCAAGUUGAUACUACUGAUAAUAAUGGCGUAACGGCGUUACAAAUGGCGUGCGCCCAGGGCUGCAGAGGUAUUGUGGAGCACUUACUUGCAUUCGGUGCGGAUGUUCAUUUGCAAAAUAAUGUUGGCUCAUCAGCUUUACACGCGGCGUGCGCUGCUGAUGCAGCAGACAUCGUUGAACUCUUGCUAGCCCACGGGGCCGACCCUGCUCUCACCGACAAGGUAUGUUAA